AUGGGAGAGGACAACAGUCACUACUGCCUGGCUGGCUGUCUAAGGUUCAUCGGAUCCGCUGAGCUAGGUUCGGCUUCUGAGUCAUCUUUCGUAGAGCACAGCACAAUUUGUGGUCAGCCAGCUCUGGAAGGCUUGGUGUUUUACCGCACGAUUUCCACAUCAGCAGAUCCGAUCGUAAACUUCACGGUUAGACUUGAAGAUGAGGGAGUUUAUUGA
This is a messenger RNA of Nezara viridula (southern green stink bug), 216 nucleotides long. The record is from the annotation of a GenBank genome assembly. NCBI's taxonomy places the organism in Eukaryota, Metazoa, Arthropoda, Insecta, Hemiptera, Pentatomidae.